This is a messenger RNA of Falco peregrinus (peregrine falcon), 3316 nucleotides long. It is a transcript of the gene PMPCB, whose product is annotated as peptidase, mitochondrial processing subunit beta. Gene Ontology annotation, molecular function: metal ion binding; metalloendopeptidase activity. Bases 16 to 1482 code for a protein of 488 amino acids. The record is from RefSeq and is a predicted model, not a curated record. Gene Ontology annotation, cellular component: mitochondrion. The transcript is spliced from 14 exons. Lineage: Eukaryota; Metazoa; Chordata; Aves; Falconiformes; Falconidae.
ACUCUCAUCCUUCUCAUGUUUGAAGAUAACAUCUUUGAAUUCUUACAGACAGACAAUGUUGGAGAAGUGCUGGAAAUUUCAAGUGGGAUUUCCCCUAAUUUCACCAGGACCUCUACAAAGUGUGUGCAUGUUGGAACAUGCAGGCUCAGAGCUUCCAAAGCAGCAACAGAAGUAGUCUUAAAUGUUCCUGAAACUAGGGUGAGUCCUCUGGAAAAUGGCUUACAAGUAGCCUCUGAAGACUCUGGACUCUCAACAUGCACGGUCGGACUUUGGAUUGAUGCUGGAAGCAGGUAUGAAAAUGAGAAGAACAAUGGAACUGCUCACUUCCUUGAGCAUAUGGCUUUCAAGGGAACAAAAAAGAGAUCUCAGUUAGACCUUGAACUAGAGAUUGAGAAUAUGGGAGCUCAUCUGAAUGCGUAUACAUCCAGGGAACAAACUGUGUAUUAUGCAAAGGCUUUUUCAAAAGACUUACCAAGAGCUGUGGAAAUUCUUGCUGACAUAAUUCAGAACAGUACUCUGGGAGAAGCAGAGAUUGAGCGUGAGCGAGGAGUUAUACUUCGAGAGAUGCAAGAGGUUGAAACCAAUUUACAAGAAGUUGUCUUUGAUUACCUUCAUGCUACGGCCUAUCAGAAGACAGCCCUAGGACGGACAAUUUUAGGACCCACUGAAAACAUCAAAUCCAUAAACCGUAAUGACUUGGUGGAGUACAUAACAACACAUUACAAAGGACCCAGAAUGGUCCUGGCUGCUGCUGGAGGGGUCUGUCAUGAUGAGCUACUUGACCUAGCAAAAUGCCAUUUUGGUAACUUGCCAUCUGCUCCAGAAGGAGGACUGCCACCCUUGCCACCUUGUAGCUUCACAGGUAGUGAGAUCCGCAUAAGAGAUGAUAAGAUGCCCUUGGCACACAUCGCGAUAGCUGUUGAAGCUGCUGGCUGGUCGCAUCCAGAUACAAUCCCACUUAUGGUAGCAAAUACUCUGAUAGGUAAUUGGGAUCGCUCCUUUGGAGGAGGCGUGCAGAAUUUAUCCAGUAAACUUGGUCAGAUUGCCUGCCAUGGUAACCUGUGUCACAGUUUCCAGUCUUUCAACACCUGCUAUACUGAUACAGGGCUGUGGGGACUCUAUAUGGUCUGUGAACCAUCCACUAUAGAGGACAUGGUGCACUUUGUUACCAGAGAAUGGAUAAGACUUUGCACAAGUGUUACAGAAAAUGAAGUAGCUCGAGCAAAAAAUCUUCUGAAGACAAAUAUGCUGUUACAACUUGAUGGCUCCACACCAAUCUGUGAAGACAUUGGAAGACAAAUGCUGUGUUACAAGCGGCGAAUCCCAAUUCCAGAACUUGAGGCAAGAAUUGAAGCUAUCGAUGCCCAGACUAUUAGAGAAGUUUGUACAAAGUACAUCUGUGAUAAGCACCCUGCAAUUGCUGGCGUGGGUCCAAUUGAACAACUUCCAGAGUAUAACAAAAUCUGCAGUGGCAUGUAUUAGCUUCGUGAGUAGUGAGUAACAAGAACUUCCACAGUGUUUGAGCUUUAAAAACAAACAAGCAAGCCUUACACUCCUGUUUAAAGCUUUUGCGUUGGAGAAAAAUACAUUUGAGAAGAUUAGAACUCAAGAACCAGCCAGGCCUGUAUGUCUGUAUAAUUAAGGAAGGAAUGAAAACACGUACAGUAUUUGCAUUUUUAUUAUAAAACAAAGAUUGUCAGUAAGAGUCAUUUCUUGACUUUAGUAGCAUUCAUCACUUGUUCUUGAGCAGCUUUCUUCGCCUUGACCAUUUCAACAAGUUCCUGGACAGUUGGAAAAAAAAAAAGAAAUAAGAUACUUACCUAAAUGCAGAACUUCUAGCAAUGCUGUAGUUUUGAACGCUACGUACAUUCAGCCUGAAACACUCUGAGGCAUCUAGGCAGUUUAGUAUCUUAAACCAAUUUCUCUUAGAAACAAAUAAAUUAAUGGAAGGUCAAUGUUCAUCUACUUCCCUUGUAUCAGGAACUUCACCUACAAGAGGCUAGGGAUAGGACUUCACCAUCUGCACGAGCUUGCUGUCAAAUGUUAAGACAGAUUUCAUGAGACAGAAUUCCCUUCCCACUCCACCUUGUGUUAGUUUAGUUAGUUAGUUGUCAGGUGGGGAGAACAACAGUAAAAGCAAAGGAUUCUACAAGACCUGGGCUAAUCACAAUCAUAGAAGGAGUUAAGGUACCAUACCUUAUAUCGCUUCAUGCAGUCUUUUUUUGACCGGCCUGGAACAGCUGCUGCUAUUUUCUCCCAUCUCUCAGGAGUAUUUACUGGAUAAGUCUUCAAUGCUUGUUCUAGAAGCUUUUGUUCUUCUGUAGUCCAAGGGGAUGAAUCUAAGGGUGAUCCUGUUUUUAAAUGCAAAAGUGACAGUAAGAAAAAAAAUAUUAAUAAAGAAUCUAUGAGAUAUGCCUAAGAAAAUACUGUGAAAUCUACUACAAUUGAUUUAAAACCCUUGCAGUUUUGUGAUACAACUAGUCUGACAUAAGAGCUACCCAGCAGAGGUAAAAAAAAAAAGCAACUCUGAAACUGACUGGACAAGUGGCCUUUGGGAUGUUUAAAUAAAGCACAGAGGAGUAAAUUAGAAGGUAACAUCUUUCACUGUCAGCUGGGUAUUAGACGGCCACAGCAUUAGGGUAGCAAUGCAGCUUUGCCUUUUCUGUUUCGGUAAGGAUCACUUGGUAAGGAAGCACAGCUUUCUGCAAGUGUCCGGAAAAUUUGAUGAGAGGCAUUUGGGGAUUAACAGGAGACCAAAUCUUAGCUGUAGGAUGCUCCUGUAUCUCAAGUGCAUACCCUGCUCUUACUUGAAAAUGUAGCACCCUCUGAGGAACAGAUGAUUUCAGCAUCAGACUUAACCUAUUACCUCACCAGGAAGCUUUUCAAACUGUUGCUAUUUAGUUAACUAGGGCUUGUACUGUGUGUACCAGAAACCCUCAAAUCCAGUAACAGGGCCUGGAUCACUUCCUUGCUGCAUAAAUUUGUAAGUUUGUUUGUAAGCAUGUCUUAAGUUCUGGGUUACUUUCUUUUUAAGAGGCAAAGCAGACAACUCUGCAAGAAGGGCUCCCUUUUCACCUUUACCUUCAAAUCGUUCUGAGGGAGCAGCACUGUCCAUCUGAGGCACCACACCAUGUUCUUUUUUAAAUUUGUCAAACGCUUUCUUGUUUAUAUCAUCUUUUUGAUGAGGGUCUAUAAGCAACAGACAUUGAAUAGAAUAAUUAUUGCAACAAAAUUAAAGCCAGAUGUAGUAAUAAAAACAUUAUGUUGCAGAUUAUUAGCUUACAAUAAUCACAUAAUAAAAACCCCCUAAUUCUGA